AUUACAAAGAUAAAUGUCUGAAGUAAUCUCAGCCACCUCUUUCGACCAAAGGUUUAGUUCUCAGAAUAUAUUUGAGAAUGACAUGUCUACAUUCUGGAUGACCACUGGAUUGUAUCCCCAAGAACUUGUGAUUGACCUCAAGGCACCCCAUAAUCUAAAUGAGUUAAAGCUUAAGUCUAUGAGAGUGAAAAACAUCAAAAUUGAAGCAUGUACUGAUAACUCAGGCAGCGAGUUCUUUGAAGUUGGAAAGAAAGAAAUGGACAACAACAGCGAUAGCAUGCAGACUGAGAAGAUUAGUCUUACUGGGGCUAAUGGGAUCAUUCUCUUAAAGAUAAUCAUUCAAGAAGGGCAUGAUGAUUUUGCUUCAAUCCAUUAUGCAGAUUUAAUCUAAAUCUUUCCCAAAGCUGUAUCGGAUCUCUGUUCUUUAUUCUGUCUUGCAAAAAUCUCAAUC
Moneuplotes crassus is the source of this 451-nucleotide messenger RNA. NCBI's taxonomy places the organism in Eukaryota, Ciliophora, Spirotrichea, Euplotida, Euplotidae. The record is from the annotation of a GenBank genome assembly.